This is a messenger RNA of Papilio polytes (common Mormon), 2503 nucleotides long. RefSeq names its product glucose dehydrogenase [FAD, quinone]-like. The coding region runs from base 123 to 2171 and encodes 682 amino acids. Lineage: Eukaryota; Metazoa; Arthropoda; Insecta; Lepidoptera; Papilionidae. The record is from RefSeq and is a predicted model, not a curated record. The transcript has 14 exons. Gene Ontology annotation, molecular function: oxidoreductase activity, acting on CH-OH group of donors; flavin adenine dinucleotide binding.
UGUCCACACGCAGUCGGUGUCGUCUCCCGCGCCUCUUCUAACGUGCGCGUCUCGCGGACACGGAAACAGCUUUUUAAUCUGUAGUGACGUUGUUUCCCGCCCUUUUUGAACGUCACUUAAAAAUGAUACGUUCCGCAGAGACGUGCCAAUGCCCGAUACGAGAGAUAGGUCCUGCAAUGGCGGACUCUUGCUCGGGGCAUUCGGUACUGUUGUUCAUGACUGUACUGGAAGCGUUCAUCAAUGGCCGCUGCGACCUUGCCGAUCCUUGCAACCGCCUCGAUAACAAAGACAAUCCUGACGAUGAUUACGAUUUUGUUGUGAUCGGUGGCGGCACGGCAGGCUCUGUAGUCGCUGGCAGGCUCUCAGAAAACCCGCAAUGGAAGGUGCUACUAUUAGAGGCCGGUGGAGAUGAACCCUUGUCAUCAUCAGUCCCGGCUUGGGUGACAGCCUACUGGGGGCGAAAUGACACCGAUUGGAUGUAUUACACCGAGCCCCAGGAGAAGGCAUGUCUCGCGGAUGGCGGCAAGUGCUACUGGCCUAGAGGGAAAUUACUUGGUGGCUGUUCAACAAUAAACGGCAUGAUGUACAUGCGGGGCCACCCCGCGGACUACGACGGGUGGGCGGUGAACGGCGCGCACGGCUGGUCCUGGCACGAAGUCUUCCCCUACUUCCUUAAGAGUGAGGACAACAAGGAAAUUGGUAGCGGUGUCUCCGGACAGUAUCAUAAUAUCGGUGGACCGAUGCCUGUACAGAGAUUCCGUCACGCGCCGCAGUUCGCUCACGACGUGGUGGCGGCCUCCAUAGAGCUAGGUUUCCCACCUACUGGCGACCUCAACGGGGAGAGCACCACUGGCUUCACACUGGCACAGGCCUUCAAUGAGGGUGGAUCAAGAUAUACAACGUCCCGUGGUUUCCUUCGUCCAGGAGCAAGACGAGCAAAUCUAGACGUAGUGUUCAAUGCCCUAGGGUCUAAAGUCAUUGUAGAUCCCGCCACUAAGAUUGUUACCGCUGUUGAAUAUAUUAAAGACGGGGUCACGAAGACUGUUAAAGUUAAUAAAGAGGCAAUACUUUCAGCGGGUACACUCAAUUCUCCUCAAAUUUUACUCCUCUCUGGUAUUGGACCUAAAGAUACGUUGAACAAAUUCAACAUACCAGUCAUUCAAGACCUUCCCGGAGUAGGACAAAACUUACAAAACCACGUCGGAGUUAAACUGGACUUCACUCUGAUGAAGGAACCGGACUUGCCUGUGCUGGACUGGGCCGCCGCUAUGGAUUAUAUGCUGAAGAGAGAAGGACCGCUGUCUUCUACGGGAAUGUCUCAGUUGACAGGUAUGGUGAACUCGAAGUACGCGCCCGCGGGCGGCCGCCAGCCCGACAUACAGUACUUCUUCGGCGGGUACUACGCGAGCUGCAGCGACGGCAACACGAUAGAGCCUGCGCAGUACGCCGCUACCGACCGCAGGAACAUCAUGAUAGCAGCGAUAGCCCUGCAGCCUCGCAGUCGCGGCUACAUCACACUGAGGUCAACAGACCCCACUGCCCCGCCUGUCAUGCAGCCAAACUACUUCUGCGACGAACACGAGAUGAACGUAAUCGUAGAAGCAGCUAGAAUUGCUUACCGUCUCGCUAAUACUACGUUAUUACGAGAGAAGUACGGCAUGGUACCGACCCCGGGAUAUGGUGACAAUUGUCCUGGCGGCGGAGCCAACCCCACUGACGAGUUCUUCAGGUGCCUGGCGCAGUACCAAACGGCACCUGAGAACCAUCAGGUCGGAACCUGCAAGAUGGGGCCGAGAAUAGACCCCAUGGCGGUCGUGGACCCACAGCUUAGAGUACACGGGAUUGAAGGUCUUAGAGUAAUCGAUGCUGCAAUCAUGCCAACCAUAACAACCGGCAACACAGCAGCACCUACAGUGAUGGUGGCGGAGCGCGGCGCUGAGUUUAUACGAAGCAGACAUCAGCUGUACAAACAUAUACCGUUCAGCGGACAUAGAAACUAUUUUGGUGAUAGCUCACAGCAAGACGACGAUAGAUGGCAUAUCGUCCACAAGGAGGAAAAGUGGGUCAACUGGAAAUGGGACAGGAACUGGAACUGGGAAAACAGACGGAACGAACAAAAACCCAAUUGGAUCAAAAAGCAGAACACACCUGUAGCAGCUGCUAGUAAUUAAGUUAAUAAAAGAAUACAUUUCGUUAGUCACAUCUCUUUUUUAAUAAACCGACUGAAAAUGGAUAUCAAAGCCCGCUACAUACCGUCAGUUGACACUUUUAACUGAAGAGAAUUGUUCAAUUAAAACUGUGCAUCUGUCUGUUUUGCUUGUACACACAGUUUUAUCUGAUUUUAACUCAGUAGUUCAGUUAAACUGUCAGAACCUGUCGUUUGGUGCGGGCUUUGUCGCGGGUCGCACUAGUGGAAUAAGGGCUUAACACCACCAAGAUACCUUAUCCACAGAUAAGAGAAUAUUUUGGUUAAUAAGAAAUAAAAAUCAAUUUAGAAACUAAA